Glarea lozoyensis ATCC 20868 is the source of this 732-nucleotide messenger RNA. Its product is annotated as Acyl-CoA N-acyltransferases (Nat). The record is from RefSeq and is a predicted model, not a curated record. The transcript has a single exon. Lineage: Eukaryota; Fungi; Ascomycota; Leotiomycetes; Helotiales; Helotiaceae. Gene Ontology annotation, molecular function: acyltransferase activity, transferring groups other than amino-acyl groups. The coding region runs from base 1 to 732 and encodes 243 amino acids.
AUGUCCACACAAACCUUCCACCCAUUCAUCCUCCUCACCCCAACCCUCUUCCUAAUCCCCACCCCCAUCGCGAUGUCUAUCCAGUCAUACCGAACACUUUACCGCAACCUCCAUGCAAAUGCCGCCUUCUGUACAAUGGGCUUUGGAUCUCAUUUCCCACCUCGUGAAUGGAGCGAUCCCGAAACGGAGACUUCCAUACGAACACGUGAUGUGGCCCGGUGUUGGGGGGUGCGCGGGAUGGGAGAUUUUGCUAUGAGUUUACGAACAAGCGAUGAUGAGGUGAAGGGAAGAGAGUUAGGUGCGAAUGUUGUGUUGGUAGAUGGGGAGGAGUAUGUAAGAUGGGUUGCUAAGAGAGGUGGGCUGGAAGGGGUGGAGUGGAUUGGGUAUGCAGGAAUAAGAGACGCUACCACGACGUCGCUUCCGGAGCUUGAGGAAGGCGAGAGCUGGCCAGAUUGGCGGGAGAUGGUGGAACUCAGAUAUGGUGUUGCGCCUGAUUAUUGGGGGAAGGGUCUUGCGAGGAUAGGUGCUGAUGCAGUUAUGUUGUGGGGAGUGAAGGAGAUGGGCGUGAAAAGGUAUAUUGCUGAGACCGAGAAAGAGAAUGUGAGAAGUGGGAAGGUGCUUGGGAAGAUGGGAUUUAAAUCGUUGGAGGGCGUGAGUUAUUUCAAAGAAGAGAGUGAAGAUGAGUGGGUUUUGAGUGCGGAGGAUUUGGUUCAGAGAUUGGGGAAAUUGUGA